Polistes canadensis is the source of this 2963-nucleotide messenger RNA. It is a transcript of the gene Tudor-SN, whose product is annotated as staphylococcal nuclease domain-containing protein 1. Gene Ontology annotation, molecular function: RNA binding; nuclease activity. Gene Ontology annotation, cellular component: cytosol; RISC complex; nucleus. NCBI's taxonomy places the organism in Eukaryota, Metazoa, Arthropoda, Insecta, Hymenoptera, Vespidae. The record is from RefSeq and is a predicted model, not a curated record. The coding region runs from base 231 to 2924 and encodes 897 amino acids. The transcript is spliced from 9 exons. Gene Ontology annotation, biological process: mRNA catabolic process; regulatory ncRNA-mediated gene silencing.
UUCUGUAUAGGUAGCGCCUCUGUCGAAUAACCCACGAUACGUGGAAAGCAGCGUGAGUUUUUCUGCUUCUAUACAACAUGUCAAAUUACUGUUGAAUUUAUCUUAACUAUCUGAUGCUAGAAAUCGUAUUUAUUACGAUAUCAGUCUAUUCUAAUUCGCAAUAACGUUGAAACGGGCAAAAGUUCGAUUAGACAUUUUUUGUUCAUUUAUUGAGAAUCAGCGUUCUGCAUAUGCACGGCACGAUGAGCACACCAGCUCAGGGCCAAGUUAAACCGAGAAACGGCGUGGUUAAGCAGAUCAUUUCAGGAGAUACUAUUGUAAUUCGUGGACAACCGAUUGGAGGACCCCCACCAGAAGUUACUAUAACCUUAUGUAACAUAACCGCUCCAAAAUUAGAACGCUGGAAAACAAAUGAUAGCGUCGAAGAAAGUAAAGAUGAACCUUAUGCCUGGGAAGCAAGAGAAUUUCUACGUAAAAAACUUAUCGGUCAAGAUGUUACUUUUACAACUGAAAAAGCUGUUAAUACUAACAAAACAUACGGCACUGUUUGGCUGGGAAAAGAUAAAAAUGGAGAAAAUGUUAUAGAGUCUUUAGUUUCCGAAGGCUUAGUUAACGUUAAAAAGGAUACUCGCAAUCCUACAGCCGAGCAAACACGGUUGAUCGAAUUAGAAAAUGCUGCGAAAGCAGCUAACAAAGGCAAAUGGUCGGAUUCACCAGGUUCUGUACACGUACGUGACGUUAAAUGGACCGUUGAUGAUCCUAGAAAAUUGGUAGAAAAAUAUGGCAAGAAACCCGUUAAAGCUGUUAUUGAAUUUGUUUUCAAUGGGUCAACUGUAAAAGCAUUUUUGUUACCUGAAUUUUACAACAUUGUAUUGAUGAUAUCUGGUAUUCGAUGUCCUGGUUGGCCAAGUGGACGACGGGAUGCUAAUUCAGGUGAUCCGUAUGCAGAAGAAGCAAGGUAUUUUGUAGAGUCCCGUCUUCUACACAGAGAUGUCGAGAUUAUUCUCGAAUCUGUGAAUAACAACAAUUUUGUUGGAAGCGUUAUUCAUCCUAAAGGAAAUAUUGCGGAAAUCUUAUUGAGCGAAGGUUUUGCAAAGUGUCAAGAUUGGUCUAUAAACAACAGCAAAUCUGGUGCCGAAAAGCUUUAUCUUGCUGAAAAAGCUGCUAAAGAGGCACGAUUACGUUUAUGGAAGGAUUAUAAGCCGUCUGGUCCGCAAAUCGAAUUUACUGGUACUAUCGUUGAAAUCGUAAAUGCAGACGCGUUUAUUAUCAGGACACAAAAUGGGGAAAACAAAAAAGUAUUCUUAAGCAGCAUUCGACCACCAUCCAGAGAAAAGAAACCUGGUGAAGAUACUAACAAUGCUACCAGGUCGAACCGACCUCUGUAUGACAUACCGUGGAUGUUAGAGGCACGUGAAUUUCUUAGAGAAAAAUUUAUCAGAAAAAACGUUAAAGUUGUAGUCGAUUAUACGCAACCAGCAAGAGAUAAUUUUCCAGAAAAAUUAUGUUGUACAGUCAUGUGCGGAAAAACAAAUGUUGCAGAAGCAUUAGUUUCAAGGGGUCUUGCUAGAGUGGUGAAACAUAAGCAAAGCGACGAUCAACGUUCCUCUCAUUACAAUUUGCUUCAAGUUGCCGAAAGUAAAGCAGAAAAAUCACAACAUGGAUUGCACGCAAAGAAAGAUAUUCCAGUUCAUAGAUUAGUAGAUCUUUCCAACGAUCCCUCUAAAGCUAAAGCAUUCUUAACAUCGUUGAAGAGAGCCCAAGGAAUUAAAGCUGUGGUUGAAUUCGUCACAAGUGGUUCACGCUUGAAAUUGUUUUUACCAAAAGAAGAUCAAUUAAUAACAUUCGUAUUAGCUGGUAUUAGAACACCUCGAUGUCAGAGAUCUUUACCUGGAGGAGGUAUUAUUAAAGCAGAUGAAUAUGGAGAUAAAGCUCUAGCUUUCACUAAGGAACAUUGCUUCCAAAGGGACGUAGAGAUUAAAAUUGAAAGUACAGAGUCUAAAGGAAGCGGUUUUAUAGGAUGUUUAACCGUUAAUGAUAUUAAUAUGUCUGUUGCUUUGGUGGAAGAAGGUCUAGCUGAAGUAGUGACUUUCCCUGAUUUAGGUGAAUUUACUAAAACGCUUAAAGCUGCGGAAGAAAGGGCAAAGUCUAAAAAGCUUAAUAUUUGGAAGAAUCGCGUCGAAGUGCAAGUUGAGAAUGAAAAGAAUGAAGAUGAGAAAGAAGUUGCUGAAAGAAAAAUAGAUUAUCAAGAAAUAGUUAUUACCGAAGUAACAGAAGAUCUUCAUUUCUAUGCUCAACACGUUGAACAGGGCAGUUCGUUGGAAAACUUACUUUCACAAUUACGACAAGAAUUAGCUGCUAGUCCUCCACUUCCUGGUGCUUAUAAGCCUACGAGGGGUGACUUGGCAGUAGCCAAAUUUACUGGCGACGACCAAUGGUAUCGCGUUAAAACAGAAAAAGUAGCAGGCACAAAUGUUAGUGUAUUUUACAUUGACUAUGGUAAUAGAGAAACUAUUAAUGUAACACGAGUCGCUGAUUUACCUGCUCGUUUUGCAACUGACAAGUCUUACGCGCACGAGUACACACUUGCAUGCGUUGCUUUACCAAACGAUAAUGAUGAUAAGAAGGCAGCUGUGCAAGCAUUUAAAGAGGAUGUAAUGGAUAAAAUAUUAUUAAUGAAUGUUGAGUACAAAGUAAACAACAAUCUUCAUGCUGUAACUCUCGCUGAUGUAUCUACAAACGAUGAUAUUGCCAAAGGGCUCAUUGCAGAUGGACUAUUAUUGGUUCACAAACAUAAAGAUAAGAGACUUGGAAAAUUGAUUGAAGAAUAUGCAAAGGCGGAAGAAGAAGCUAAGCAUAAUCGUCGUAAUAUCUGGGAAUAUGGAGACAUUAGAGCAGAUGAGGAUAAAGAAUUUGGAGCGUAAUCGAGCUACUGAAAAUACUGAGAAAUAUUUCCGAUCAAA